Messenger RNA from Pistacia vera, 1670 nucleotides. RefSeq lists its product as uncharacterized. Lineage: Eukaryota; Viridiplantae; Streptophyta; Magnoliopsida; Sapindales; Anacardiaceae. The coding region runs from base 399 to 1436 and encodes 345 amino acids. The record is from RefSeq and is a predicted model, not a curated record. The transcript has 5 exons.
CACACAGGGUUGACCAAGGUAUUUCCAAUUGACUACACGUUUCUUUCACCUACCCCAAUUAGCAGCAACAUUGAGAAAGGAAUAAGCUUUACUGGUAUCAGCAAUGCCUACAUAUUUUUGUAAAAGUGAACAAUCAGCAAGCAUAGAACUAUCCAGGAGAUGAAACCACUUUGAUAAUUAAAAGUCAUAUGUAAACUUGGGUGUACCAAAUAUUCUAUUUUUCUUAUGUUUGGAAAUUGUUACAAACACAACUUUGAAGGAGAAUUAUGUCUACCAGUCAAACACGGGCACGUACUGUGGCAACAGUGAAAAUCAACCAAACUAUUUGCUUAAUUUAAAAGCUUGAGAUGGGUUAAGUGCCUAAAACCCAAACAUAAUUUGCCAUUCUUCAGUGAGUGAUGUUUGGUGUGGCAGUAGUGGUGUUAGGAGUGGGAGUUCUGGUGUAUGCAUAUAAGAGCAUAAAGCCUCCACCUUCAAAAAUUUGUGGAACACCCAAUGGUCCUCCUGUUAAAUCACCAAGAAUCAAGCUUAGUGAUGGAAGGAAUUUGGCCUUCAGAGAAAGAGGUGUUCCAAGGGAAAAUGCCAAGUACAAACUCAUCCUUGUCCACGGUUUUGACAGCUCCAAGGACAUUUAUUUGCCUCUUUCUCAAGAGGUGAUGAAUGAACUGGGUGUAUGUGUUUUGACAUUUGAUAGAGCUGGGUAUGGGGAGAGUGAUCCAAACCCCGAACGCUCGGUGAAGAGCGAAGCAUUCGACAUUCAAGAACUUGCUGAUCAGCUGCAUCUAGGCCCCAAGUUUUACCUUAUUGGGGUCUCCAUUGGAACAUACCCCGUUUGGGCUUGUCUCAAAUACAUACCACACAGGCUUGCUGGUGUAACUCUAGUAGUUCCAGUGAUUAACUUCUGGUGGCCCUCUUUUCCUUCGGAACUGGCGAAUAAAGUCUUCAAACAGCAACUUAUCAGAGACCAAAUGAAACUUUCCAUAGCACACCAUGCCCCUUCACUAUUAUAUUGGUGGUUAACCCAGAAAUGGUUUCCUUAUUCAUCCAUCAUGGAGAGGCACCCAAUUCUUUUCAAUAAGCGAGAUGUAGAAACUGUAAAGCAAAUGUCACAAGUACCAAAUCCUGAUGAGUAUAAGAUUCGGCAGCAAGGCAUUUAUGAAUCUCUUACUCGAGACAUCAUGGUGCAUUUUGGUAAAUGGGACUUUGAUCCAAUGGAGCUACAGAAUCCAUUUCCUAACAAUGAGGUAUCUGUCCACCUGUGGGAAGGUUAUGCAGACAAGCUUGUGCCAUUUGAACUGCAGCGUUAUGUUGCGAAGAAGCUACCUUGGAUUCAGUAUCAUGAAGUUUCUGAUGGCGGUCAUCUACUGAUUCAUGAAAAAGUUUUAUGUGAAGCUAUUUUCAGGGAAGUUUUGCUUGGAGAAGAACCCUCCAUCUAAUAAGUUCAGUUCAGCCACAAGAGAGAAAAUUUCUGCUUCUGGUCAUCAAAGCUAGAACCCUUGUUGAGUGUUGUAUUGUUCGGUUAAGUAUUUAUGUUAAUUAGAAUUCAACUAUUAACUUGUUUAAUUUCUUGCCAAUCCUUAUGCAAUUCUCUGAGUAAUGUAGAUAAAUAACUUAUUGAUCAUGCUAUGUCUUUGACCACCAUGACAUCUUGUUUAACAUUUUUAAAUCAA